AACCCUCGUGGGUAUACGCACUUAAACCCCAAAAUGGCGUUGAGAGCAGCGGCGGCAACAACCACGGCAGCUCCUCGAGGCCUUAGAGCUCUAUUCUCGACUUUUUCAUCAAGUUUUCCGUUCAAUCCACCGCAGACACAUGUUGAACAGCCACCUCCCGCUGAGCCGUCUACCAAUCUCUUCGUUUCAGGUCUUAGCAAGCGCACAACAUCAGAUGGGCUUAAAGCGGCUUUUGAAGAAUUUGGUGAGGUGCUUCAAGCUAAAGUAGUGACUGAUCGAGUAUCUGGGUUUUCAAAGGGGUUUGGUUUUGUUAGAUACUCAACUCUGGAAGGAGCUGAAGCCGGUAUCAAAGGCAUGGAUGGCAAGUUUCUGGAUGGAUGGGUUAUUUUUGCGGAGUAUGCAAGACCAAGAGACCCUCCUCCCCCUCUAAACAACGGUGGAGCUUAUAAUGGCAAUUUCAACAGGCGUACAUUUGGCAGCCAGUAGAUUUUGUUGUGGAAUAAGGUUGAAGAUAUCCAUCGAUUAUAUAUUGGCAUUUCUGAUGGUCCAUGGAAGCUUGAUUAAGAAACACCGUUUCUUACAUGUGUUAUAUCUAAAUUGAGGUUCAAUUGUCUAAUCCUUGAUUCUUCAUUCAACUCGAAUUCAAUACGUAUUAACAUUUUGAUGCAAAACGGUAUGUUUUCUUUUUGGUCUGAUUUCUGUGUAUCCCUAUGUUUACUGUGGACCUGAUAGUAAAUCCGAACUUUUUUUUACUUCGUUAAAAUUAAGGGUCUCUUUUGGAUUAUUGGCAUAAUGUUAUACUCUGGUUUAAGCA
This is a messenger RNA of Cuscuta epithymum, 814 nucleotides long. The record is from the annotation of a GenBank genome assembly. Lineage: Eukaryota; Viridiplantae; Streptophyta; Magnoliopsida; Solanales; Convolvulaceae.